Papilio machaon (common yellow swallowtail) is the source of this 4645-nucleotide messenger RNA. RefSeq lists its product as uncharacterized. The record is from RefSeq and is a predicted model, not a curated record. Lineage: Eukaryota; Metazoa; Arthropoda; Insecta; Lepidoptera; Papilionidae. Bases 137 to 4561 code for a protein of 1474 amino acids. The transcript has 7 exons.
AGAAACGGAAUUUGCAAGAAUCACUGGCAAGUGACAAGAACGAAUUUUAUACUCUAUAUUUAUUCCAAAAUGGCUUGCCUGUGUACGCUUGUUGUCGAUUUGAUCCUCAAAUAAUUUUGAAUCUAAUAUUUUCACUAUGACUUCAGUAAAGGAAUUAUCGUGUAUCUUUUGCAAAGAGAGCUUUGGAGAUAAAGAGUCACUACAAACACAUUUUAGGAAACAUGGGGAUCCGAAGUUUAAUCAGACAACGAAAGCUAAAUUACGCGUUCAGACGAAUUCUCCGACAUCCAGCGAUACUUCCAGAGAUGACGUUGAAAUGGUGUCUUGCGAUGUGUGUGAUGAAGUGUUCCCAACUAUUUCGAAGGCGAUAACACAUAAACACAAGGUUCAUCCCGACUAUGAUGCCAAGUAUUUUUGUCCUUGGUGUGGGAAACUAUUCACUUUAAAGUAUUUAUACAACAAACAUUUGGAAUCAACUCAUGAGUCCAUGCCAAAAGUAACAAAUUGUUUCCAUUGUGAUUGCUGCGAUGUUGAUUUCUUUCUACCCUGCGCAAUGGUUUACCAUAAUAAGUUUUACCAUAGACAAGAUAAAGAUGCUACAUCUAUUGGUUUUUCAAAGAAAGUCAAAUUUUUAUGUCAAGAAUUGGUACAAAUCUAUUACUGUCCAUUCUGUGGGGAAGAGUAUGAAAAUAAGGUCAAUUUAAAUAAACACAUGGAUGAUGAUCAUAGUGAUGAAAAUCAAUGUCCUGAAGACAUACUUAGGUGCCCUUUGUGUGAGGCUGUAUUUUAUCACCUAGAUGCAUAUGAGUUACAUCUUACAUUUCACUCAUCAGAUGACUUAUACAGUGAAGAGAAUGAAAUGCUUAAACAAAUUGUAGAAUUUUCAUUGGACACUGUACCUCCUCUAAUGGAAAAACUAGAAAUUCCGCCAAUGCCUGAAGAGAAUGAAGCAAUGGGAGUAGAUCAAUUCUUACAAUUAUCAAUGUGUAGAGAGACUGAUGAACAGCCAGAUCAUAUGGAAAAAGUAAAAUCGAAAAAGCACAAAAAACAUAAAAAAUCGAAAAAAACCAUAACUUUAGACGAAUUUUUAAAUAUGAACACUGAUCUCUUUGGAGAAGGCCUAAAUAUCCAAGGAAUAGAAGAAGUUCCUACUCGUGUAGUCACUAAGCAACUAAAAUCUAAAAAAGAACCAGUUUUAAAAAAUCUGAAAAAUAAACCAUUGCCUACAAACAUAGACAAAUUACAGAAACAAGGUAUAACUAUUAAAAUGAAGCCAGGAAACAAAAGUGUUCCAACUAAAAUACAACAACCAAUUUCUAUUAAACAAACAACUACUCCUAAGAAAUCAAAUGUAAUAAGUACAUCUAGUGAAGUUCUUUCAAGACUCAUGAAUCAAAGUAACAGUCAAAUAAAAAUAGUAAAAAAAGCUGCAGCAAGUAACACUAAUGUAGAUCUUGAUAUAAAUGAAAGCAAUAACACAAUCACAUCAAAGAAGGAAGGGACACAUGAUGUGAAAGAAAAUGAGGAAUUUUCAGAAUCGCCACAAAAUAUGUCUGUAGAAAAGGACACCGAAGAUUUUACUGGGGAAACAGAUAUGGAUAAAAAUGAUGAGGAAAAUACACCUGACAAAGAAACGAUAACAACAGAAACAUCAAAUCCUUUAAAUGAAAAAGCUUCAAAUGUAACUUCUGACGAAAGUUAUGAAAUGAAUGUAACUAAUGAUUUUGAUACAAACCUAAGUGAUGAUAACAAUAUUGAAAACCAAGAAUAUGUUGCAGAAAAUCCUUCAUCUAUUACAAAUACCAAUGACGAUAUAAAUUUUAAAGAGAGGCAAACACUGGAUGACUUUGAGGAAAGUCUGAUUGCUACAAAAAUACCAUGCACUGCAAACACCAACAAAGAAUCUCAAAAAAAUGGAGGGACUAAAAAAACUACGAGUGAAAAGAAUGAAACUAUUGUCGAUCAAAAAGAGAAGACAAAUAAUACUUUAAAUGCUAUUAAACAUCUUAGCCAUCUUAUUACAGUUAAACCCGUUGUUCAGACAAAACCUGACUCUAAGAGUGAAGAUGGCGAAACUAAAAAUAAAUCUAGUCAUGAUCAAGUUGAGGAUUUAAACGAUGAAAUUAAUUAUGAAGAUGAAGACGAUGAUGAAGACAAUAUACCAAUAAGUAAAUUAGAAAACCAAAAGGAUAAUAAACCUAAAGGUUUGAAUUCUUUAAAGAAUUUAAAUAAACAUGUCAAAGUUAAAUCAUUUACGACACAAAUGUCUACUUCUAAACUUCACCAGUUUAAUGAUGAUAGCGAUGAUCUAGAUAGUACAGAUAAAUUAAGCGAUCAAGAAUCUGCUAAUAAAAGUGUAACAAAUAACAUUAUAGGAAGAAAAGUUGUUAAUUUGAACAAAAGAAGUAAACCAGAAAGUAUAGUCAAAAAUUCACAAACCGAGAGUCCAUCUCAGGGAACAUCAAAGAAAUUGAGUGUGAAGAAAACAGUUGAAAAUAAUUCGGAACCCAAUUCUCCAAAUGAAAAUACAAAAAUGAACACUUCGAAUGCAGAUCUUUUAAGACGUUUGACAAAUGUUACGGCGAAACCGAUUUCGUCGAAGAUGCCUAUAAAGCCUACGCCUCAAACAAUGGAACAUUCUACUAAUAUUAAAAAAGAAAAUUUUACUGAACGGGUAAAGAAACAAGGAAAAAUUGACGAAGAAAUAGAAAUAUUUAAUAUUGAUGACUCUGAUAGUGAUGAUCAAAAUAAACUAGAGGACGACAAUGAGGCAAAAAAUACUAAAUUACCGAUUAAUUAUGGUACCGAGAGCAAAGAAACCAAGAUUGCUCCUCCGUCCAAAUCAUUACAGGCUUUACGCAACCUUGGUAAAAAUAUUACUGUGAAAUCCAAUACCCAAACAAUAGUAACUCGUAAUUCUGAUGAUAAUAUUGAGGAUGAAAAUAAAACAUUUUCUGAAGACGAAGACUUUGAACUAAACAAUGACGACAAAAGUAUUGAAGAUUUUAUUGAUGAAAGUCAUAAAAUGUUACAAUCAACUUUAAAAAAUCUGAGUAAAAAUUUAACAAUAAAGUCAAGAAAUUCUCAAAAUUUACCUAACAUAAGAAAGCGUGAAGUUAAUAACCGUCAAAAAUAUGAAAGGUUUUCUAAUAAUGAUAGUGAUAGUGAUUCAGAAUACGCCAUUGGUAAAGUUAAGAUUACCGAAAUAACAGACCACAAUAGUGAAGAUGAAUUUCAAUCUGCCGAUGAAAAAAAUAAGUUUGUUCAGUCUCCGAACUCUAACAAUAGCGAUGGCGAAGAUAAUUUCGCUGAAAAUGAAAAUCAACACUUUUCGGAAGAUGACAAUGAUAAUCACCAUACCAACGUUAAAAUGAAGUCCAAUGAACAUCUAAGUCAAUCCGCAGCCACUCUACAAGAAUGUGACAAAUCUCCUUUAGAUAAGUUUAAGAAAUUAAACAAAGAAAUUACUAUAAAGUCACUAAAUGAAAAUAAGAAAAUAAAUAGAAGUACUGAAAAUGAAGAACCAAAUACAAGCAAGGAUUCCAAUAUCUCAAACAAUGCUAAUGAAAUGGCUUUAAAGCCUUAUAAACAAAAUUUUAAUAAACACAUAAAAUCCGAACAUCAAACGUCAUCUGCAGCAAAUGAAAAAGUUGGAUCAAAUGAAGUCAGUACUGUAAAUAAGGAGGUCUCAGUAAAAACAUACCAGUCACAAACUGUUAUAGAAGAAAUAACAACAACUGUAACUAAAACAAUAAGAACUGUAAAUCAAACUGUCAAACAAGAAGUUAACAAUACUCAAGUUAACACGAAUCCAACAUUUAAACCUCAUAAAAUCGCUUACUUUAAUCCCGGUAAGAUUAUUCCCAAACAAGCAAUGAUCAGAAAUGCAACUCCAAACAUAGGGUCUAAAGUUGUAAAUAUUGCUUCAUCAAAACCUAGCACUAGUGGUAUUCGGCCAAACCAAUUAGUUCCAGUGCGCUCGGGACCAAAUAUUACAAAAGUUGGCAACAUUAAGGCUCCUGUAGCAAGGAAUGUUACACCUAAACCACCCUCACAAAGUACAGUAGCAUGCAGAACCCUUAAAAUUUCACCCCAAGCUAUGAACCAAACAAUGAAGAGACCAUCUCAAGAAACACAGGGGCAGUUAAGUUGUUUUAAGAAGCCAAAGGAGUCUUUAAUGGAAAUGCAAAAAUCGAGAGACCAAGAAGGAGAAAUGCAUAUGACAGCAACACAAAGCAAAUCAGAUUUUACGAGUUCAGUUAAAUGUUUGAAAGGCAAAACUUUAGUUACAUCUACACAAAUGAAGUCAGAAAUGAGCACAAGUGCACAUUUAAGUAAAAUAGGCAAUAUGUCCGGUCUUAAAAUUGUAAAAUCCAGUUCUAAACAAACAACACAAGUCGAAGAGAAAGUUGAAAGUUCUAAUGCAAAGAGAACUAUGGAAGCUUUGCAAAAGUUACAAAUGCAAGGUCUUUUAGUUAAAAGGCCGCGUACUGAAGAUAAUGAUGCGAUGGAGGAAGAAAAUGACUUUUCUAAUUCAGGAAGUGAAAAUGAUGACACUUGAUCAUGAUCUCCAAAUAAUUCCUUUAACAGCAUUAUAUUUAAAGCGUUGUGACAUAUAAACUUGUCAAGUGCAAGACUUUGGUGU